UCGGAGUCUAGGACAUCUGGAGGCAGCCUAAACACAGCUCCCAAGACAUUUCUUACGGCCACGCAGUCAACUUCGGGCAUCAAAAGCUCCUCCCCCUCGGCAACUCAGGCUUACGAGUUGCGAUCCACGGCCAUUGCCAGCAUUUUCAAGACAACUACCAGAGUUUACUGUCUGCCGAAUCAAAUCCGUGAUGGGCUUCGCUUCUAAGAUGGCGGCGGCGGCAGCUGCUGGAGCAGUCGUCCAGGGCGUGGGAUCGCAGUCAUCGGGAGCUCCUCCUCCUGGUGGCCAGCAGGGAUACCCUCCCUACCCACCAGGCGGCGCCGGCGGCAAUCAGCAGCAAUCUUACCCCCCGCCAGCUGGCAGCUUCCAGGCUUACAGGCCCCAGGGCGCCCCGCCGGGAGCAGCGGGAGGCGUUGCAGGAGGUAUGCAGGCCGAUGAGAACCUCUUCCGCCAGAGCUUGGAGCAGUGCAUCCGGGAGAAGAACCUCCAGAACAUGCCCGCCUUCCGCGACCCCUCGUACAUCACCAACGUCGCCCGUGUCGCUGGGCCAAAGGUCGAGUCGCUGUGCCGGUCGUGGCAGAUCCCGCUCGAGGUCGGCAAGGACAUAGUACGUCUCGCCCUAUUCGACAUUGUUAUCUACGUCGAUGACAGCGGUUCUAUGCUGCCCAAGGGCGGCAAGCGUGUCAGGGAUAUGAUGCGUGUCCUCAGCAGGGCUGCUGCGGCCGCCACCUUGUUCGACCCCGACGGAGUCACUGUCCGUUUCAUCAACAGCAACGCUCAGGGUGACAACAUCCGCAACGAGGCCGACGUCAACAGGCUUAUCGAGUCUGUCGAUUUUAGGGGCCGUACACCCAUUGGCACCGAGCUCCGCCGCAAGAUCCUGGAGCCGCUUGUGCUGUCGCGCGCGAGGCAGGGCCAGAUGCAGGUUCCCGUGCUCAUCAUCACCAUCACCGACGGCGAGCCUGCCGGAGAAGACGACGACACCAUCUUCCGAUCCAUCAAGGCCGCGGCUGACGAGCUUUCUCGCACCCCGCUGGGUGCUGGCGCCAUCGCCUACCAGUUCACACAGGUCGGUGAGGAUGAAGAGGCGCGUCGCUUCCUCAACCGCCUCGAUACUCACCCCCAGGUCGGACACCUCGUCGAUGUCACCGCGUCCCUCGAGAUCGAACAGGAGGAGAUGAGCCGCAUCAACCCUUCGCAGGCGCUCACCGCCGACUUCUGGACCCUGAAGCUUCUCCUCGGAUCAAUCGACGCAUCCUGGGACGAGGCCGACGAGAAGCCCGGCCAGCGCCAGGGAGGAGUGCCGCCGCCCUCACAAGGUGGUGCCUACCCGCCCCAAGGUGGCCCUCAGGGUUCAUACGGAGGGGGCUACAACCAAGGAUACGCGCCACCUGCGGCUGGAGGAUACGGGCAGCCUGGAGGGUAUGGUCAGCCGCCAGCGGGCUACCAAGGAGGCGGUGGUGGGUACCAGGGGAGUGUGCCCCAGUACCCCGGUGGACCACCAGCUCCCGGUCAAGGAGGCCCGGGUGCUGGGGGUGCUUAUGGAUCGGCGUAUCCCGGCCAGCCGAAAUGGUCAUGAUAUCAGCUUUGACGGCGCAGCGAGGUAGCGCUGGGCGAAUUUGACCGCUUCAUCUUGAGGAGUAAUCGUCAGUUGUCUCGCUCGACCACUGGCUAGCCCAAUUCCUACAUCCCCUCCAGUAGUAAUUUUGGUAGUAUCUUUGAUAGUAAGCUCUUUUUUGGUGGCAGUCGAUGAAUGACGAUCUUCCGAACAUUAUCUGGCAAGAUGUUUUCUCUAUGAGUUACGAGCCGUGUUGUAGUGACAUACAUGCGUUUGGCUGAUUAUCGAAAGCUCCGAGUCGACUGGUGGUCAGGAUAAUGUCUAAAGCUGUGGGUAUCAUGGGCACUUUUCGAACAGUGAGCCGAUAGUUUUGAUUUAAAAUGACUGUGACUUGCUAUCCACCGGCACAACAUCG
Molecule: messenger RNA, 1973 nt
Organism: Diaporthe batatas
Lineage: Eukaryota; Fungi; Ascomycota; Sordariomycetes; Diaporthales; Diaporthaceae
Exons: 3
Coding region: 191-1579 (462 amino acids)
Source: RefSeq, a predicted model, not a curated record